UAUCGACCUUCAACCUCAGCCUCGACCAUGGCGACACACGCCUCCACAUUGAUCAUCGGGGGUGGUCCCUCUGGUCUGGUGUCUCUGAAGUACACUCUCAAACAUGGUCCAGCAUUCACUGGCGACGCACCGCCGAUGCUUGUCGAAAUGGAGAGCGAGAUCGGGGGCACAUUCCGAUGGAGGGGGUACGAGAAUGCAGAGCUGGUCAGUAGCAAGCAGUUGACUUGUUUCUCAGACUUCAGGUAUCCUCUGAAUGCUCCCGAUCACCCAUCUCUUCCGAACUUUGUCAACUACCUGAAAGAUUAUGCCUCUCACUUCAAACUCCUACCGUACAUACACCUCUCCACCAAGCUCCUGUCUCUGGAACGGAACGAUUCCGAUCCAGAUGGGUUCAUUCACCGAGCGACGAUUCGACGAUUGUCUCGAGGGUCCGACGAAGGUCAGGAAUACACCGUCCUCGCCAAACGAGUGAUCAUCACGACUGGUCUCCACGUGACGCCCAAUAUCCCUCCGAUCCGAGGUCUCAAUACUGGUCAUUCACCUCGUGCCCCUCAGUGGAUCCAUUCAUCACAGUACAAGUCGCGCUCUCAGCUUGCUGAUCGGCGCGUACUCGUUCUUGGAGCCGGCGAGACAGGGAUGGACGUAGGGUAUGAGUCGGUACUUUCCAAUGCGACUCGGACAUGGAUGGGAGUUCGAGGUGGAUUCCUGUCAUUUCCAAAAGUCUUGAACAACUUCAGGGUCCUAGGGACGACAUUUGAUGGAAAUCUGCCCAUUGACGGUCUCAUCACCAACCUUUUCGAGACUGCCUAUGUUCAUCCUUGGGUCGCGGCUUCGCAUCUCAGAUGGUUCGUCUCCGACUUUGUCAUCAAACGGGUCCUCUGGGUUCUCACUGGAACACAGGCGGGAUGUAAUCAGUGGGCUGGAGAACUCCCACCGGAGCGACAGGGUAGAGCAUACGUCUUUUUGAACAAAUCGGCCAAAGCGAUGCAAUUCAUCAAUCGACCUUAUCGGAAAAUGUCUCGAUUACACCAAUUCUUUGCGCACUACAUCGAUCCACCGCUCCCCAAAGGCGUCAGAGACCCGACUAUCCAUUUGGUACCAUUCCCGACGCACUUCGAUGAGGAGGGUCGCGCGAUAUUCCCUCAGCCACCGAAACAUCGACGGAAGGAGAUCGGAUGGAAGGAGGAAUGCAAGCCGGACCUCGUCGUCUUAUGUACAGGUUACAAGCAGGAAUGGGACUGGCUUGGUGAGGGGUAUCCAAGAGGGCCAGACGAGUGUAAUAUCAGAGGGGUCUGCUGGGACAAGGACCUAAGCAUUGGGUUCGUUGGCUUUCUGCGUCCAGGUGUUGGCGCGAUCCCGCCAAUGGCAGAGAUGCAGGCUCAGCUCUUCAUUCUCCUGUCAAUGGGUCGUAUACCUGUGCCGCGGUCACCUGAAAACUACCAUCUGCUCCAUUCGCCAGCGUCGCGCAUUCAGUACGGGGUUGACUACUCGACCUACAUGGCCACACUGGCCAGGGAUAUGGGAUCAGCACCGGGUCUGAAAGAGCUCUGGAGGGAACAUGGAUGGUUCGUAACGUUUGUGUAUUGCUUUGGAGCUGCUUUCCCCACCUUUUAUCGCUUGACUGGCCCAUUCCGCUCGCCAAAGGCACCCGAGAUCGUUCGCACAGAGUUGUGGGAAACGAUAGCUCGUCGUGGAUUCAUUGGAAACAUAUUCAUGGGUGUCAUUCCGAUGGCGUUCUACGCAUGGGUCAAUCUCAUGGCUCUGAUCCUGGAAUCGUGUUGGAUAAAGGUGGCCCCGAGACUGGGCUAUCGCUACCAGCGAAUGCAAAAUUAGGCGCUGCUGAAGGUAUAUGUAUACAUGAAAGUGAC
Molecule: messenger RNA, 1868 nt
Organism: Kockovaella imperatae
Lineage: Eukaryota; Fungi; Basidiomycota; Tremellomycetes; Tremellales; Cuniculitremaceae
Exons: 5
Coding region: 28-1833 (601 amino acids)
Molecular function (GO): NADP binding; N,N-dimethylaniline monooxygenase activity; flavin adenine dinucleotide binding
Source: RefSeq, a predicted model, not a curated record